AUGUACGAAAUCAGGGAAAGUUGGGUACCCGCAUACUUCAGGGACAUCCCUAUGUGUUGUUUGAUGAAGACGACUUCACGUUUCGAAAGUUCAAAUGCAGCUUUCAAAGUUAACUCUACCAGCGCAAAUACUCUGGUUCAAUGGCUGCUAUGUUAUGACACGCGAAUUGACGCACAACGUUACCGCCAAAGAGUUGCUCAUUUCAAAUAUUCUUCCAUCGUUUUCCAUGGCAAAAGCAAUCUACCCAUUGAAGAACAUGCGUUCGCUAUUUAUACUCACUCUGUUUUUCACGUUGUUCGAAAGGAAAUCCUCAAGGGAAAGUUUUACUGCUACAUCUCAAACCAAGCGGCCGAAGACGGCACAAUGGUUUUUUCUGUCACACAUGAAGACAACGUUUUCACGGUCAAGUUUAAUAACGUUGAUAGGACAGUAGAUUGUUCAUGCCAUGGUUUCACUCGCAUGGGCUACCUCUGUCGCCACAUCUUUUGUGUAUAUCGCUUACAACAUGUUGAUACGAUCCCAGCCCAAUACAUAUCUGAUAUGUGGCGGCGUGAUAUAUUGCCAAAGAGAGUGUUUUCCGCCCAGAGUCGUUAUGGCGUAGACACGCAACCACAGGACGUUAUGCGAUCUGAGAUUAUUGACGUGGUCUCCGACUGUGUGGAUGUUGUUCGAAACGAUGUUGAUUCACUUUCAUCCUUGCUUGAACAACUAAAACUCAUCAAAAUGAAUUUUUUAACAAAGGGAUCUAUCCAGAUGCCAGCCCAAGUGCCAAGUGAGGAUGUCUUAGAAGAACUGAUUGGGCAUCCAAUAGAGAACGAGGUUGUGGUGAAUAACCCUGAUGUGGCGCGUAAUAAAGGAUGUGGUAAACACCGUCGCAUUACUGGUAGCAGCAACCAGCCAGCUCCAAAACCCCCAAAGGCUGCUCGACUGUGCCGAACCUGCAUGAAGUACGUCACUGGCCAUGAUUCCCAUAAUUGCAAAAAAAUUCACUGA
This is a messenger RNA of Helianthus annuus (common sunflower), 993 nucleotides long. Its product is annotated as protein FAR1-RELATED SEQUENCE 5-like. Gene Ontology annotation, molecular function: zinc ion binding. Lineage: Eukaryota; Viridiplantae; Streptophyta; Magnoliopsida; Asterales; Asteraceae. The transcript has 2 exons. Gene Ontology annotation, biological process: regulation of DNA-templated transcription. The record is from RefSeq and is a predicted model, not a curated record. Bases 1 to 993 code for a protein of 330 amino acids.